Messenger RNA from Cyphellophora europaea CBS 101466, 423 nucleotides. RefSeq lists its product as uncharacterized. Lineage: Eukaryota; Fungi; Ascomycota; Eurotiomycetes; Chaetothyriales; Cyphellophoraceae. The transcript has a single exon. The coding region runs from base 1 to 423 and encodes 140 amino acids. The record is from RefSeq and is a predicted model, not a curated record.
AUGUCCAGCCACCGCACCGACUCCAUAGCCUACUCCUCCUCCGCCACCGACCCCACCGCCACAGCCAACAUGCCCUCCAACCAGCCCAGCACCAGCGACGAUCACGGCCGCCGUACCUCCCUCUCCGCACGAAGCCCCGCCUCCCAACACCCAGCCCGCGACGUGUCGGAGCCCGUCAACCCCGCCACGGACAGCGCGCCACUCAAGGCGCACCACCGGCCCUCGAUCCAGGGCGACGGCCACCAGGGCCUCGAGGGCGACACGACGAUCCGGCGCGCGAGUCUGAGUCAGAACGCGCCGGGGAAGGCGGGCGAGGUGGGCGAGGCGGCGGUUGGCGCGUUGGGGUUUGGUGGGAGUGCGGUGGAGAGGCCGAAGGAGAAUCGGGGGCUGGGGGAGAAGAUUGUGGCUUUUCUGGGGACGUGA